ACUCAUCCAGCUAUUAGCCGAGUGCAACUGCCCACUUAUCACUGUGACAGGCAGACAACAAAAGCUUGUGUGGGAGACCGUCUCGUCAGAUGACAGCUCGACAGAGAAUCUCGCGGUCUCACUGCACCAAGAAGCAAGAAAAUGCAUUGGUACCUGUAUAGUUUGGUCACGCUUGCCUACAUGAUGAAAGGGUCAGAAGCAGGGAGUCCUGUCGAUUCCAAUCUGUAUGUGGACAGCCUGCUCACGACCCUGGUGCCACUGCAUGCUCGCAGCCUGGGUUUGGAGAAUAUCAGUGUGCCCAACUGUGCAUUCAAGGUUCCCAGCACAGCCGUCACCAAUCGCGACGUCACUGUGGAGCUGCACAGUGGACGGUUGCUGGGACUGGUCACUCCCGGACUAGCUCGCAGGGGUCAGUGCUCAGCUCCUGGCUGGUUGGGUAUGAACAUCACCGUGGGUUGCUAUGUGUCACUAGACAAUGCACACGUCUCGUAUGCUGGCUCAGCCAAAGGCGACAGUUUGUUGAACACCAACCGGAGCAUUGUGCUACAGGCUGCACCCUUCAGUGCGAACGCACUCCUGGAAGUCACCUCAACACCAGGUGGUGUGCCCCGAGUACGCACUUGGGCUUUGCAGCCGUUCACGUUUGUGGUGGGCACGUCGCCCAAGCUGAGCCUCAACGCCGCUCGCCAGGCCACGUUUGACAAGGAGGCCAGCAAGUGUGCCCAUGCUUCGCUAUCCAACGUACUUCUGGUGGCAUACAGGGAAGCUCUAGAGAGGGCUGUGAGUGCUACAAGGCUGCCUCUGCCAUGAACAUUCAAACAAGUUGUACCAUUGCCAAGAAAUGACCGCUGCUGCAAAAGAUGUACAGGUGAAGCGCAGUAUGGAUAAAACAGGACGAGAGCCACUACUUUUCAACCUCAAGAUAUCUGUGUCCGCUACUUGUUAGAACCGUGCUCAGGAGGCAAUGAAGUAAGAAACACAUGUAUUUACAA
Molecule: messenger RNA, 992 nt
Organism: Rhipicephalus sanguineus (brown dog tick)
Lineage: Eukaryota; Metazoa; Arthropoda; Arachnida; Ixodida; Ixodidae
Exons: 5
Coding region: 142-810 (222 amino acids)
Source: RefSeq, a predicted model, not a curated record